AUGGAUAGGACAUAUGACGUGGUGGUGGUAGGUGCUGGUAUUGCCGGUUUGAAAGCAGCUUCAGUGCUGACACAGAGUGGUAAGAGUUGCCUGGUAAUUGAGUCACGGGACCGUAUUGGAGGCAGACUCUGUACCGUUACUGGGUACAACGGCGCCCGGUAUGAUCUGGGCGCGUCCUGGCACCACGACACGCUCACGAACCGUCUCUUUGCGGAGGAAGUGCAGCUAGCCGCUGUGGACGGUGCCGACAGUACUCCGCAGAUGUUUAGCGGUGGAGCAACUCACUGCUCUGCAAGCUCUGCAAGCUCUGCAAGCUCUGCAAGCACCGGAGGCAACAGUGCAGGUGUGUAUGCACCAUUUGUGUUCGACGAUGACGAUCCGUUGAUUGUGGACAAGAUCCGCGGAUCCCUUGGCGACGUAACGAUAAGACUAAUUGCGGACGAAAUAGAGAAGUUCAUCGAACUGUACUUCCACUCUGAGUACACUGCAGAGCUCAGUGACGAUAAUGACUCACAACACUCCCACGAGGGGUUCCCGCGGGCGGAUAUGCCGCUGUUCGACAUGCUACUCAUGUACCUGCAGCAACGUGCGCCAUUUCUCACCGACGACCAGAUGUGGUACGGCAUACAGUAUGCGCGUUACAUGGAGCUGUGGCACGGCGUGUCCUGGUACCAACUGAGCAGCCGCGACAGUUUCUUCGGCCACCAAGGCCGGAAUGCAUUUGUCAUGAACUAUGACACCAUAUACAACAGAAUACACGGGCAGAUCCGCACGGAGCUUGGCACAGUGCAAUUAAACUCAACUGUAACCAAGAUCGAGAAUGCAGGAGCACACACCACAGUAUCUUACACCACUUCCAGCGCCAGCGGCGCAGAAGACACACAACACGGCCAACACGGAGCUGCAGGACAGCAGCACACCGUGCAGUGCAGUUACGUGAUAGUAACAAUUCCCCAGAGUCUUCUGAGCGAAGGAGCAGUGGAGUUUAAGCCGCCGCUGGUGCCUCAGAUCUCUGCCGCUUUGCAGAAGAUGCACUUCGGCUCCUUGGGGAAAGUAGUGUUCGAGUUCGAGGAGUGCUGCUGGGAUCUGCACACUGCGAAGAUCGUUGCCGUGGCACACGCAGCAGCCGACACCCGGGCCGAAUUUACCGCAUUGCUCAGAAAGGAGAGCAGAGAGAAGAACUACACGGCUCAGCGGUUGCAGGCUCUCGUGCAGGAUGUUAAGCAGCUUUUGGGUGAUGAUGCCGUCAGGCACGACUGCUGGAACCAGCCGCUGCUGUUUGUGAACAUGGCCAAGACCACCGGCGUUCCAUCCUUGAUGAUGUUGAUGGCACCACCGCUGACUCACUAUAUCGAGUCUCUGCAUGACUCUCACCAAGUAUACGAGUUCUUCAAACCGGUGUUGUCACAGAUUAUGAGUGUAUGUAACGCACCUGGUCAUAUAAUCAAUGGUCUUGAUAUCGCUGGUGGUGUCGCUGGUGAUGACGCCAACGUUUCGGACAAGGGUCCUAUCCUACGUAACGUGAUAGUCACGGACUGGACCAAUGAUCCGUACUCUAAAGGUGCUUAUUCUGCUUGUUAUGCAGGUGAUGACGCCCUAGACAUGUUUUUGGCCAUGAGUAAUGGACAAAGCUCUCGGGUGAGGUUCGCUGGUGAGCACACGAUUCUAGAUGGUGCUGGGUGUGCCUAUGGUGCUUGGGAAAGUGGUGAAAGAGAAGCAAACUACAUUCUAAAGCAAAUGAAAUGA
Nakaseomyces glabratus is the source of this 1746-nucleotide messenger RNA. It is a transcript of the gene FMS1, whose product is annotated as polyamine oxidase. The record is from RefSeq and is a predicted model, not a curated record. Lineage: Eukaryota; Fungi; Ascomycota; Saccharomycetes; Saccharomycetales; Saccharomycetaceae. Gene Ontology annotation, molecular function: oxidoreductase activity; chromatin binding; flavin adenine dinucleotide binding. Gene Ontology annotation, biological process: positive regulation of transcription by RNA polymerase II; negative regulation of transcription by RNA polymerase II.